Molecule: messenger RNA, 1414 nt
Organism: Bombina bombina (fire-bellied toad)
Lineage: Eukaryota; Metazoa; Chordata; Amphibia; Anura; Bombinatoridae
Gene: GALM
Product: galactose mutarotase
Exons: 8
Coding region: 125-1150 (341 amino acids)
Biological process (GO): glucose metabolic process; beta-D-galactose catabolic process via UDP-galactose, Leloir pathway
Molecular function (GO): carbohydrate binding; aldose 1-epimerase activity
Source: RefSeq, a predicted model, not a curated record
CUCAGAUCACAAGGAAGCAGUGAUACACUGUGCUACAACAGUCAUUACCUGCCAAGUGCCCUCUCCUAGAUUCCUGCACUGUUGUGUCCUGUGCAUGAGGACAUAGGUGACUCGCUCCUUUGCAAUGACAUCGUUAACGAGAGACGUGUUUGGGAAGCUGGAGAAUGGAAGUGCAGUGGAGAGGUUCUGUCUUCAGACUGAUUCUAUUAAAGUAGAAGUCAUAUCCUUUGGUUGUAUAAUCACUUGCUUAGAGACAAAAGAUAGAUAUGGAGAAUUUGCAGAUAUUGUGCUGGGGUUCGAUAAUUUAGAAGGCUAUACAAACAAGCAUCCUUACUUUGGUGCCGUGGUUGGACGAGUUGCAAAUAGAAUUGCUAAAGGUCAAUUUACUGUGGAUGGAAAGAAUUAUAAUUUAGCAAUCAACAAUGGUCCAAAUAGCAUACAUGGAGGACUUAAAGGAUUUGAUAAGGUUAUCUGGACACCUGAGCUGAUCCAAAAUGGAGUCCAGUUCUCAUAUACCAGUGCAGAUGGCGAGGAAGGAUACCCUGGUGAAUUAAAAGUUUGGGUUACAUAUACAGUUGUUGACAAAAAGCUAACCAUCAAUUAUAGGGCACAAAGCAGCAAGACCACACCCAUAAAUCUGACAAACCACUCAUACUUCAAUUUGGCAGGCCAGGGUUCCAACAAUAUAUAUGACCAUGAAGUUUCCAUUAUGGCUGAAAAUUACCUACCUGUUGAUGAAACCAUGAUACCCACAGGAGAAAUUGCAUCGGUUGGGGGCACUUGCUUUGACUUGAGAAAGCCAGUUAAACUCGGGGAACAAAUAAACAAAUUUUCUGUAGAUGGCUUUGAUCACAACUUUUGCUUAGUCGAGACCAAGGAACUGAGAAACUGUGCAAGGGUCUAUCACCCACUCAGUGGCAGAGUACUUUCUGUCAGCACAACUCAGCCUGGUGUGCAGUUUUACACAGCUAACUUUCUGGAUGGAUCCCUCAAAGGCAAAAAUGGUGCUGUGUAUCCAAAGCAUUCUGCAUUCUGCCUGGAAACACAAGCCUGGCCAGAUGCUGUUAAUAAGGCCAAAUUCCCCAGCUGUCUUCUAUACCCCGGAGAGGAGUACAAUCACACUACUUGUUUUGAGUUCUCUAUACUUUAAAACAAGCCAGGCAUAGUAUUCAUUUGCCUGAUGAAUCUGCAAUGAUAACUAGUUAAUGAUAGUUUAAUAUUACUGCUUCUUCAGAGACAUUUAAAUUAAAAAAUGUGUUAAUAUCACACCUUCCAGAUCUGUUCCAAUUUGAUAUGUAUGAAAAUGAAUCCAUUUGUUAUGUCUUAUUGAGUAUAGUUUUAACAAAAAAGUAUAAUGUCCUCCUUCUUAGUAUUUGACACAGACUUGGGUCACAAAAAUAAAUAAAUCACAUCA